Scylla paramamosain (green mud crab) is the source of this 2631-nucleotide messenger RNA. Its product is annotated as translation initiation factor eIF2B subunit beta-like. Gene Ontology annotation, molecular function: translation initiation factor activity; guanyl-nucleotide exchange factor activity. Gene Ontology annotation, biological process: translational initiation. Gene Ontology annotation, cellular component: eukaryotic translation initiation factor 2B complex. The record is from RefSeq and is a predicted model, not a curated record. The transcript has 6 exons. Lineage: Eukaryota; Metazoa; Arthropoda; Malacostraca; Decapoda; Portunidae. Bases 505 to 1038 code for a protein of 177 amino acids.
CCACAGAUUCAAACAGGUAGCCAGGCAUCAUGGCGGCCCUUGCCAGUGGAGAGGACGGCCGCUAUUUUGCCUGUUAUUCUUCCAUCGUAACUAAAUGAGGCAAUGGCGGAUAUAUCUAGCUAGCGGAUAUGAAAGCCUUGUCAUGUGGCUCCACUUAGUGACGUGUUAGGCUUACAAUAAGUGACAAAUAAAGCAGAUAUUGGCGGAUAAAUGGGGAAGGCUGCCUCCACCUCAGCUGAUAACAUAAGAUAGUAAUUGAUGAACACAACACACCACGUGGAGAGAAGCAAGGUGUGGAGUACCCAAGCCUCUCACAGUCCAUGCUAGUAGACUCACCCUGCAUGUGGAGAUCUCCCAAAAUGCACGGAGGUUAUUCCAGAGCUGCAGGACAGAGUACUUGAGGCCAUUGGUGAACAGAAAGCUGAGGUUGAACAAAGCCAAGAAUUGAUAGCUGCCCAAGGUGUAAGCAAGAUUCACAAUGAUGAGGUCAUUGUGACGUGUGCAAUGUGUCCACUGGUCUUGGCCUUCCUGACCAAGGCAGCCACACAAAGGAAAUUCCACGUUAUUGUUGCCGAACGUGCCCCUAAAUAUGAUGGUCACCCAGUGGCAAAAGCUUUAUGUACUGCUGGAAUUGAGACAACAUUAAUUCAAGACUCUGCAGUGUUCCCCAUCAUGUCACGUGUCAACAAGGUCAUCGUUGGCACCGAGACGGUGGUGACCAACGGAGGCAUUGAGACCUUUGUUGGUGCAGCCUCUCUUGCCUCACCACCAAAGUUUUAUUCUGUUCCACUGUAUGUGUGCACUCCCACAUACAAAUUUAGCUUGAUGGGCUGUGAAGAAAUAAGCCACCAAACCACCACUUCUAUUAUCCCAGAGGGAACAAAGUUUUGGCCGUCUGUAAAUACUGCGCUGACUCAGCUAGAUUACGUUCCUCCAGAAAAUGUCACUGGUUUCAUAACUAACAAUCGAGGUACUGCACCAUCCUACGUGUACCGGCAGCUUAGCGAACUGUACCGUCCCACUUCUUGUGAUCUCUAAGGUAACAGCUUUAAUCCUUGCAAAUAAGGAAUAAGAGAAAAGAGACACACCUGCCAUUUGUACUGUUAUGCUGCAGUGUUCUGUCAUUUUUUUCCUCUUUUAUCCUAGAACCAUUUUUGGUCAUUCAUGUUUAUAAAAAUUAUUAUACAAAAAUGUUGAGCUUAAUAUGUUUGGUGUAGUUUUUUGUUACAUGUGUUAUUGUUAACGUGUGUGGUUCCCCUCAGGAAGAAUGUUGUAGUAUUAGCAGUAAUGUUACAGCCAAUGGAAGUGUCUGUAUUGUGCUUUGGUGGGAGGUUAAUUUGAUGUAUUUUUAGAGUUGUGCAGGAUAUAGCAAGCCCUCAAAAUAAAGAAAAUAACUAUAGAAAACACUCCUUGUAUUGAAAACACCACUGCAGAGAAAUCUCUAAUGAAACAGGAAACCCUACAUUCAGUACUGUGUGGUUGUUGCACUAACACUGAGCUAAAUGCCUUUUGGAUGGUUGUACACUAAAAAUAAUGUAAAAAUCCCUAUAAACAACUGUCCCUGCAUUAAAAACCUUUCAUCAUAAAAUUACACACAAGAUACUCAACCAGUGCAUGAAUGUUCAAGCGGUACCAUGAAGAUAUGAGGCUUUUGGCACUGUUUGAAGGUUUUGAGGAGUAACAAACAGGACUUAAACAGAAAGAAGCACUCACUGCUAAUGUUUAAGCUUGUGAGUGUUGUUUAGGUGGUCUGUGUAAGGAAGAAACAACACUCUAUGGUGUGGUACUGCUGGUGAAUGCCAUGGUGGAACACAUACAGGAAAUGGCCACAUCUCUGGUUGCAGGGCACAACAACACCCACUUUAUAACCUGUACCUGUGAAUAACAGGAUGUAACAGAGGCGCUGCAUAGUGAACAGUGAAGCACGGUGUCUUCGUGCUGCCAUCCUUUUCCUUGUCAGGCAUCAAAUGUGCAAACCCAAAAUCCACAAUCUUAAUAACUGAAUCUUCAGAAGAAUCCUUGAACAAGAGAUUCCGUGAAAAGAUAAUUAGAUUAGAAUGGCCUCGGAGAAGGAUAAUAUCUGAAUGGAAUAAAUUCAUACUUUUUAUUAUAAAGGCCAUACAAAUGAUGGAGAUCAAUAAUAUUCCAUGCAAUAAAUUCUUUAAAAUAAGCAGAUGGAAAAUCAAUGCAAAAAAACUUCCUUUUUUUCACCUUUCCUUUCUUUUCUUUUCUGUCUAUCCUCAACACCAACCACUUUUCUAUUUUUAUUCCCUCCCAUUCCAUUAAUUCCCAACAUAUUUCUUCUCCCUCUCCUAACUCUUCACCCCUGUCUGGCUUUAGGUCUCCGUGAACACUGAUGCCUUUCCUGUGCACGUAGUGAACUGCUGACACCAGGUUCCUCACGACGACCGAAGCCCGAGGCGAGCCUCUGUGAACCUCUCGUGUUUCCUGAUCCUCUGAAGCAGCCAGCUCUCCACCUCCAAGGAGCUCCAUCACAAUAUAGGUGUGUGCCUGUGAAACCAACAUGAAUUAGAUACAGGCAUACAAUGAUUAAAUGCAAGGAAAAGAAAAUAUGAUCUUAAACUAAUUGUUACUUAAAUCAUUUUGUGUCAAAACGAUUUCAUAUCAAUG